Molecule: messenger RNA, 1318 nt
Organism: Urocitellus parryii (Arctic ground squirrel)
Lineage: Eukaryota; Metazoa; Chordata; Mammalia; Rodentia; Sciuridae
Gene: Cdkn1c
Product: cyclin dependent kinase inhibitor 1C
Biological process (GO): negative regulation of cyclin-dependent protein serine/threonine kinase activity; negative regulation of mitotic cell cycle
Cellular component (GO): nucleus
Molecular function (GO): cyclin-dependent protein serine/threonine kinase inhibitor activity
Source: RefSeq, a predicted model, not a curated record
ACUACAUUAUGCUAAUCGUGGCGGGGCCCGCGCGCGCGGGGGUGGGGCCCGCGCGUAUAAAGGGGGCGCAGGCGGCUGGGCGUUCCACAGGCCAAGUGCUCUGUGCUCGAGGGGUGCCGAAUAGGCCCGAGUGAGCAAGCGAGCAGUCAGGCAGCUCUGAGGGGGCGCGGCCGCAGCCGGACAGGACCAGCGAACCAGUCGUGGAAGCCGUCCACCACCAGCCAGCCAGCACAGCAGAGAUGGAGCGCCUCGUCAGCGGUGAGACCUAUCCUGUACUGGUGCGCACUAGCGCCUGCCGUAGCCUCUUCGGGCCGGUGGACCAUGAGGAGCUGGGCCGCGAGCUGCAGAUGCGCCUGGCGGAGCUGAACGCGGAGGACCAGAACCGCUGGGACUUCAACUUCCAGCAGGACGUGCCUCUGCGGGGCCCUGGGCGCCUGCAGUGGACCGAGGUGGACAGCGAGUCCGUGCCUGCCUUCUACCGCGAAACGGUGCAGGUGGGGCGCUGUCGCCUGCUGCUGGCGCCCCGGCCCCCCCCGGUGGCCGUGGCUGUCAUCCCGUCCCCUGAGCCGCCGGCCACUGAGUCCGUCGACGGCCUCGAGGAGGCGCCUGAGUCACCUAGCGCCCCGGCGGCGGCGCCCACCCCGCCCCCAGCCCCGGCCCAGGUCCUGGACCCGGCCCCGGCCCCAGUCCCGGACCCGGACCCGGCACCAGCUCAGGCCACGGUCUCGGCCUCAGACCUGGCCUCUGACGCCGAGCCGGACCCGGACGCGGCGCCCCAGGACGGCGCCGAGCCAGAUGAGAACCAGCGCAGCCAGGAGCCGCUCGCUGACCAGAUGCACGCGGGGAUUCCGGGACGUCCCGCGGCCGGCACCGCUGCAGCGGGAGCGAACAGCAGCGCGGCGAUCAAGAAGCUGUCGGGGCCUCUCAUCUCUGAUUUCUUCGCCAAGCGCAAGAGAUCUGCGCCUGAGAAGUCGUCGGGCGAUGUCCCUGCGGGGUGUCCCUCUGCUAGCGCGGCUCCUGGGGUGGGCGCCGUGGAGCAGACCCCGCGCAAGCGUCUGCGAUGAGUUAGUUUAGAGCCCUGAGAAUUCCUGGGCGGCGGAUGUUGGAAGACAGCUGGGCCUCGGCUGGGACCGUACAUGUAGCAGCAACCCGCGGCGGCUGCCGCAGAGCAGCGAUUGGCUUCGUGUUUAAAAAUCUGAAACGUGUGCAAUGUGUAAUGACGUCUCUAUAUCAAGAUGUAUUCUGCACAGGAGUACACUGGUCCCAAGGUGUAAAGCUUUAAGAGUCAUUUAUAUAAAAUGUUUAAUCUCUGCUGAAA